AUGGCUCCCCAACAGCAGACCAUGUUCCGCUCGGCGGACAUGAGUAUGGUGCAGCUGUACAUAUCCAACGAGAUCGGUCGCGAAUGCGUCAACGCGUUGGGAGAGCUUGGACUGGUCCAGUUCCGAGAUCUCAACAGCGAAGUCAGUGCGUUUCAGCGAACCUUUACCCAGGAGAUUCGGCGACUUGACAAUGUCGAACGCCAGCUUCGCUACUUCUAUACACAAAUGGAGAAGUCCAACAUUCCUCUACGAAGACUCGACCUGGACGCCGAAACCAUCGCUCCACCCACUACCACCGAGAUUGACGAGCUUUCCGAACGUAGCCAAAGCCUCGAGCAGCGCAUCUUCCAGCUCAACGACAGCUACGAAACGUUGAAGAAGCGCGAGGUCGAGUUGACCGAGUGGCGAUGGGUGCUUCGGGAGGCUGGAGGUUUCUUCGACCGGGCUCACGGCAACGUGGAGGAGAUCCGGGCUUCGACCGAGGACGACGAUGCUCCUCUUCUCCAAGACGUUGAGCACAACAACCAGGCUGCUGAUGUUGAACGCUCUUUCUCUGGCAUGAACAUCGGCUUUGUUGCUGGAGUCAUCAACCGCGACCGUGUUGCCGCUUUCGAGCGAAUCCUCUGGAGAACACUGCGUGGUAACCUCUACAUGAAUCAGUCUGAGAUUCCCGAGCCGCUGGUCGACCCGGCUACCAACGAAUCCAUCAACAAGAAUGUAUUUGUUAUUUUUGCCCAUGGCAAGGAAAUCCUGGCCAAGAUUCGCAAGAUCUCGGAAUCGAUGGGGGCAGAGAUUUACAGUGUUGAUGAGAACACCGAUCUUCGUCGAGAUCAGAUGCACGAGGUCAACGCACGCCUCAACGAUGUUCAAAACGUCCUGCAAAACACCCAGCAGACGCUCGAGGCAGAGCUGACUCAAAUCGCCCAGUCGCUGGCAGCUUGGAUGAUCCUGAUCACCAAGGAGAAGGCUGCUUAUCAAACCCUGAACCUCUUCUCGUUUGACCGACAGCGACGUACCCUGAUUGCGGAGGCCUGGUGUCCCACCAACGACUUACCCCGUAUUCGAACUACGCUUCAGGAUGUGACCAACCGAGCUGGUCUGUCUGUUCCGUCCAUUAUCAAUGAAAUCAGAACGAACAAGACACCGCCGACAUACUUGAAAACCAACAAAUUUACCGAGGCUUUCCAGACUAUCAUCAAUGCUUAUGGUACGGCCACUUACCAGGAGAUCAAUCCUGCCCUACCCGCCAUCGUUACCUUUCCUUUCCUGUUCGCUGUCAUGUUCGGUGACCUUGGUCACGCGUUAAUCAUGCUGUUGGCUUCCUUGGCGAUGAUUUACUGGGAGAAGCCUCUGAAGAAGGUCUCGUUCGAGCUGUUCGCCAUGAUCUACUAUGGUCGGUACAUUGCCCUGGUCAUGGCCAUUUUCUCGGUUUUUACCGGCCUCAUCUACAACGACGUCUUCUCCAAGUCAAUGACACUGUUCGAUUCGCAAUGGGAAUGGGACGUUCCUGAAGGAUGGAAACAGGGUCAACCUCUCACAGCCAAACUCAAGGGUGACUACCGAUACCCAUUUGGUAUCGACUGGAUGUGGCACGGCAGCGACAACGACCUCCUGUUCAGCAACAGCUACAAGAUGAAGAUGUCUAUCAUUCUGGGUUGGGUACACAUGACCUACUCGCUUUGCCUUGCGUACUUGAACGCGAGACACUUCAAGAAGCCCAUCGACAUCUGGGGCAACUUUGUUCCCGGAAUGAUUUUCUUCCAGUCCAUCUUCGGUUACCUUGUCAUAUGCAUCGUCUACAAAUGGUCCGUCGAUUGGCUUGCAAUCGAGAAACAGCCUCCUUCGCUGCUUAACAUGCUGAUCUACAUGUUCCUGCAGCCUGGCACAAUCGAUCAAGAACUAUACAAAGGCCAGUCGACUGUCCAGGUCAUACUACUCUUGCUCGCUGUCAUUCAGGUUCCCAUCCUGUUAUUCUUGAAGCCGUUCUACCUACGUUGGGAGCACAACCGGGCUCGUGCUAAGGGCUACCGUGGUAUAGGCGAACACUCGAGGGUUUCAGCACUUGAUGAAGAUGAUGGGGAUGGCCAUAUCGAAGGCAACGGUCGCCCCAGCGUGGACACUGAUGAUGGCGAAGGUGUCGCUAUGAUUGCGCACGGUGGAGACGACGAUGAAGAACAUGAAGAAUUCGAAUUUAGUGAGGAACUGAUCCACCAGGUUAUUCACACCAUCGAAUUCUGCUUGAACUGUGUUUCUCACACCGCCUCCUACCUGCGUCUCUGGGCCCUAUCACUUGCCCAUCAACAGCUUAGCGUUGUGCUAUGGGACAUGACUCUGGCCGGUGCUCUCACCAAGGGCGGCGUCGUUGGUGUUAUCAUGAUCGUUGCCAUGUUCUACCUGUGGUUUUUCCUCUCCUGCGCCGUUCUCAUUUGCAUGGAAGGCUGCAGUGCCAUGUUGCAUUCUCUGCGUCUGCAGUGGGUCGAGGCACAAUCGAAGUAUGCCGAGUUCGCCGGUCAUAUGUUUACGCCGUUCUCUUUCCUUACUAUGUUGGAGGAGGAUGAGGGCUUAGCCGAGUUUAGAGGCUAG
This is a messenger RNA of Anthostomella pinea, 2583 nucleotides long. The record is from the annotation of a GenBank genome assembly. NCBI's taxonomy places the organism in Eukaryota, Fungi, Ascomycota, Sordariomycetes, Xylariales, Xylariaceae.